GGGUCACGGUCACCUCGUCACUGCCGCCGCGCGCCACCCGCGCCGCUCUCCCACAUCGAGCCCUCCGCCCUCCGCACGGAGCCAAGGACGCACCUCACCAUUCCUUCCAAGUCCACCACCCUCAUCUUCGCCUCUCGUCGCUGCGGCCCGCGGCCAUGGUCUCGCUCCGCUUCCCCACCGCUGCCAUCCCCCGCCUCCCGCCAACCCAGGCCCCCAACGGCGUCGCCGUCGCCGCCACGGUCGCCGCUGCGGCCGCGGCCGCAGCUGCAGCAGCGGCCAGUUUGACCCUCACGGCCAAGUCCGCAGGCCGGCCAGCCCCGCACCCCGCCCCUCUCUGGGCCUCCCUCUCCCUGGCCGACGGGGCGGCCCCCGGCUCCGUCGAACCCCGGACCGGCGUGACAUUCCCCACUGAGGCCGCCACUGGGCGCCGCCUACUCGGCGUAGGCCUCCGCAAGACUAGCGUACUCGGGCUCAAGUCCAUCGACGUCUACGCAUUCGGCGUGUAUGCGGAUGGCAACGAUUUGAAACAGCAGCUGAAGGAGAAGUACAAUAAGUUCUCGGCCUCGGAACUGAAGGCAAAUGCUGAGCUGAUCAACGAUACGCUAGAGCGUGACAUACAGAUGACGGUCAGGCUGCAGAUUGUUUAUGGGAGGCUGAGUAUUGGCUCGGUUCGCAGCGCAUUUGAGAAGAGUGUGGGAAGUAGGCUUCAGAAGUUCGGUGGAAAAGACACCAAAGAGUUACUUCAGAGCUUUGUUGCACUUUUCAAGGAUGAAUACAAAUUACCCAAGGGGUCUGUGAUUGAGCUUUCCAGGGAAUCAAAUCAUGUGCUUAAAAUUUGUAUUGGAGGCGAGGAAGUGGGGAGCAUUCAGAGCGAGCUCUUGUGCCAGUCUCUCUUAGAUCUUUAUAUUGGAGAUGACCCCUUUGACAAAAAUGCAAAAGAUGACAUCCAUGAAAAUAUAGCUAGCAUUCUUAAAAGUUAAAUGGGAUGCUCGAGGUUACAUGGAACCGGGCAAUUUUCAGGGAAAGUUGAACUUCCUUCCACAAAGAAGGAAACAGAAUAAGAAACUGCUGCGCGACCCAGGUGCUACAUGUUUGUUUGAUUUUAUCAGCCGAAUCUGUCAGCCAUUCAGCAGUGUUUUUCUCUCAGAACAAAUCAGCCAACAGUACUUUCUGCCAUGACUUAUCAACCAAAACGUACUGCUUGACUGCUGGCGGAUGGUUCUUCCCAUUUCCCUGCUAGUUCUGCAAGAACAAGAAUGCUUUCUCCGGUUCCACUGUUUUUUUAAAGUAUAUGGUCUCAUCUCUGAACAUGCGACGCUGAUGUUGUGCUGACUGCUGACCCUGUACUCUGAUGAUUUGCGUAGAAACAGUUUUUUUUUUUCCAAAAAAGGGUGAAGAAAUCUUCAUCUGCCAAUAGUUGUGAACAAUCAGGUGUAACAUCUGACGAAGUGUACAGCGACGUCACAGUCACAGCACAGGUAACCCAAGAAA
Molecule: messenger RNA, 1491 nt
Organism: Sorghum bicolor (sorghum)
Lineage: Eukaryota; Viridiplantae; Streptophyta; Magnoliopsida; Poales; Poaceae
Product: fatty-acid-binding protein 1
Exons: 5
Coding region: 156-980 (274 amino acids)
Molecular function (GO): intramolecular lyase activity
Source: RefSeq, a predicted model, not a curated record